AUGGUGCUUCAAAUCCACUACGACAAGCAGCUUGGCAACUUGAUCGUUCAUGUCCUGCAGGCCAGAAACCUCGCUGCGCGGGACAACAAUGGCUACUCCGACCCGUUUGUUAAAGUGUAUCUCCUUCCAGGGAGAGGUCAGGUCAUGGUUGUCCAGAACGCCAGUGCUGAAAACAAGAGGAGGUCCAAACACGCAGGCAAGAGUCUCAACCCCGAGUGGAACCAGACUGUCAUCUAUAAAAACAUCCACCUGGAGCAACUGAGGAAGAAGACGCUGGAAGUGAGCGUGUGGGACUACGACAAGUGCUCCUCUAAUGACUUCUUAGGAGAGGUUCUUAUCGACCUGUCCAACACAGUCCAGCUGGACAACGUCCCGCAGUGGCACCCCCUGAAGGAGCAGAGCGAGGGGGACCACCACCGCCGCUCCCACUCAGGACAGAGCCGCCACUCCUCCUCUAAAUCCUCCUCCCAGCACUCCUCCCCUAAAACCACCGUCUCCGAACACGACAAUCAGGAUUCUCCCAAAUCAUCUGUCAUCAAGAGCCGAAGCCACGGGAUAUUUCCAGAUCCGGCCAAGGACACGCAGGUGCCAACUCUCGAGAAAUCUCACAGUAGCCCUGGCACAUCGAAGCCUUCCCCGUCCGAGGGCCAGAGCCAAAGGCACGGACACAGGGAACACUCUCGCUCGCACGGCGCUUCACACUCCAGCAAAAGUGCCACGCGGCACCACCAUCAGGACAGCGGCACUGGAAGCGGUGGAGGCGCUGCCAUAGCAACAGCCGCUGCCUCGCAGCAGCCACAGCAGCAGCCGCUGCCGCCGCAACGCCUCCAACCAAGUAAACCAAGACGCAAAUAAAGCCUACGCAGCAUGGCCUCCUCGCACUCAUCCACCUUCUGUUAUUUUACUUUGUUCCUUCAGUUUCCUUUUCUGUUUUCGGUUUCCCUCACCCUUAACACAAGUCUGGUCCUCUCCCACGUCGUACUCACAGUGUGUCCACCUCUCACCGCUUCUCUGCUGUGUGUACUCACAAGUGUGUGGAGCAAGCACCUCACCUGUACUGUAGCACAUCUGACCUUCCUAAGUUUGACCCUUUUUAAUUAACCCAAAAAGGCGUAAUGGUUGCUAAUCGAGGCCAAUUCUACCUACUUAAAAAAGUAAACAGGCUAAAUCCUUAUUUAUCUAAUGCUCUUUUAAAUAUAAAAAUAAAUAGGUUUAAACAUUUGUUUUUGUUUUGAAGGGUGAUUGAAAUACUCUUUAAUCUUGACAUAGGAUGAGCAGAAGCAUGACAGUCAUAAAAAAAAUGAAAUCUAAAGUAGAUUAGCAGGACAUGAUCUAAAGGCAAAUCUGAGCAUUUUGUCGUAGCACAAAGACAUCUCAAGCUCCCUCAAAAAUACUGAAAAAAUGAUAGACUUUGUGGGAAAAGUUCAAUUAUUGGAGUAGAGUUUCCACUUCCAAGAGAGUUUAUAUCACCACUAACUAAGCAGGGAUAUAUUUUGGAUGCAUUGAUCCAAGGAGUAAAACUGAAGAAAGUCCCAAUCCCAGCCCCUCCCCAAACUAUCAUUAACCUCUUUUGGUAGUCUUUUGUUUGGUUUUGAAUUGAUCCCUUUCUCUGAACAAACAUCAACCAGCUCCUCCACUGAGAUGGCUGUGCAUGCAGUCCGCUAACCCCCCCCCC
Molecule: messenger RNA, 1675 nt
Organism: Notothenia coriiceps (black rockcod)
Lineage: Eukaryota; Metazoa; Chordata; Actinopteri; Perciformes; Nototheniidae
Product: protein piccolo-like
Exons: 7
Coding region: 1-855 (284 amino acids)
Biological process (GO): presynaptic active zone assembly; protein localization to synapse
Cellular component (GO): membrane; glutamatergic synapse; cytoskeleton of presynaptic active zone
Molecular function (GO): structural constituent of presynaptic active zone
Source: RefSeq, a predicted model, not a curated record